AUGUCCGCUGAAAAACGUUUAAUUAAGGAAUACAGUUUAUACAAGAAACAACCACCACACACCAACAACCAUCAAAUAAUACAACUCUCCCCCACCACAGACGACUCAUUACUCCAUUGGCAAGCAACAAUAGCCAAACCAACAAUUCAAGACUCUCCAUACUACCAUGGCGGCAUAUGGAAACUAAACAUUGAUGUUCCCACCACAUAUCCACAACAACCACCCACAAUCAAGUUUCAAACCCCCAUUAUUCACCCAAAUAUCAACUCAACCACGGGGGAAAUAUGUCUUGAUGUAUUGAAAUCACAAUGGAGUCCCGCUUGGAACUUGGAGAGUUUGGUGGUUGCUAUUGUUCAGCUUUUGGAUAACCCUGAGCCCGAUUCGCCAUUAAAUAUCGAUGCUGCUAAUUUGUACAGGUUUGAUAAAGUUGCGUUUGAGAGUCUUGUGCAGUUUGAAAUUUGGAAAGUUGGUAAUUUUUAUCAGUUGAAUUUGAGCACGUUGUGUGAAAUGGAUAAAAAGACGAGGUCGUUGGUUAGAGAUGUUUCUGGAGUCAAGUGUGUUUAG
This is a messenger RNA of Lodderomyces parapsilosis, 564 nucleotides long. It is a transcript of the gene PEX4, whose product is annotated as E2 ubiquitin-protein ligase peroxin 4. Lineage: Eukaryota; Fungi; Ascomycota; Pichiomycetes; Serinales; Debaryomycetaceae. Gene Ontology annotation, cellular component: nucleus. The record is from RefSeq and is a predicted model, not a curated record. Bases 1 to 564 code for a protein of 187 amino acids. Gene Ontology annotation, biological process: protein polyubiquitination. Gene Ontology annotation, molecular function: ubiquitin conjugating enzyme activity. The transcript has a single exon.